UGGCUUCUGCAGGACCGUUACAAUGGCUGACGGACAACACCCAUCGCUCGUCCCUCGCUGGACCGUAGCUGUACAUGCCGUCCAGAUCCUAUUCGCGAUCAUCAUCCUGGGUUUCGAUGCGUACGGCAUCAAGUACAUCGCGUACAAUGCCCUCAUCUUCUCACUUGUAGUGUGUCUUUGCACAAUGGCGGUUGGUGCUUACAUGAUUGUUUCCCAAACCAUCCUCCCCAAGAUGUACAACGUAUACGUUGCCUUAGCCGUCCACGUAUGGCUGCUCAUCUUCUGGCUCGUUGAUCUUGGCCUGGUUGCAAACCUCGCUGCCAUGUGGGGACGAGGCGACUACUGCUUCACCACCUCCUACGGCUUCGGCUCAACCUACUGCUACACCAAGAGGGACCUCAUUAAGAGGGACUACACCACCUUCGGCGCCUACUACGGCGUCCUCACCGCCGGUGCCAUCUUUGCAGCCAUCCAACUCGUGACCUGGGCCCUCACCGGCGUCCUUCUCGUCCUCGCCUGGAACAAGAACCGCACCGCCGGAACCUCCGCCAAUCCCAACGUACCCCCACAGUACCAGAACAACGGUCAGGCCGUCCCAAUGGAGAAGUACGACCAGCCUGCCGCCCCUACCCCCGGCCAGCAGUAUGGUACGCCGCAACCACAGUUCGCCAGUCCGCAACCCCAGUAUGCACAGCCCGCGCAGCCGCAGUUCACUGGGGCCCCGUACGCCCAAGACCCCGUGCAGCGCCAGGAUACUGUGAGCCCUGUCUCACAUGCUGGCGGAUACGCACACAACCCCAGUGUGUCGGGCGUGAGCUCACCGCAGCAUACUGGUCAGCCUGCGUAUCCCCCGACACCUCAGCAGCAGGCGUAUCCCCAGAAUGCGGCCGAGGUGCACACGGAUCCGUAUAAUCCUAAUGUGCCCGAGCUGUCAAACCACAGGUGAGCGGCACCGGGCGGUAGUAUGCUCGGCAAUGGUAUGGUGUGAUAGGAAGACAAGCGGCCAGGUGUAUAGUGAUUUAAUUAGCGUGAAGUAUCGAGAUACCCUUGGUCUAUGUACCCCCCUGCAUCUUCUUCUUUGACUUGAUCUGGUAUACUUCUGUGGCCUGGACUUCGAUAUGUCCAUGUGUGGAGUACUUUUGAUGUCGUUGGGUUCACCGAGUUCCAUCGGCGCCCCAAACAGUUGACCAGCAUAAAUGGAGGGGUCGAGGCCUCUCAGCUGGUGCGAUACUAUCACAGCAUCAGGCCACGGCCAUAGCUUAUUGAGCAUGUCAAACUGCUAGAUG
This is a messenger RNA of Paraphaeosphaeria sporulosa, 1286 nucleotides long. RefSeq lists its product as uncharacterized. The transcript has 5 exons. Lineage: Eukaryota; Fungi; Ascomycota; Dothideomycetes; Pleosporales; Didymosphaeriaceae. The record is from RefSeq and is a predicted model, not a curated record. Bases 23 to 946 code for a protein of 307 amino acids.